Messenger RNA from Exophiala oligosperma, 1554 nucleotides. RefSeq lists its product as uncharacterized. Bases 1 to 1554 code for a protein of 517 amino acids. Gene Ontology annotation, biological process: hyaluronan biosynthetic process; extracellular matrix assembly. Lineage: Eukaryota; Fungi; Ascomycota; Eurotiomycetes; Chaetothyriales; Herpotrichiellaceae. The transcript is spliced from 4 exons. The record is from RefSeq and is a predicted model, not a curated record. Gene Ontology annotation, molecular function: hyaluronan synthase activity.
AUGGGGAUUUCCUGGCAACUGACUUCGGUCUUGGGGUUACUGAUCCUGUGGACAAUCCUUCGACUUCAAAUCGUCAACACGGCCGAAGUAGCUUCUUUGAUUUUCAUGUUUGAAUGGAACCUUUACAAAACCCGAAAACGCCAGAGACUAGCCAAGGAUCUCAAUAGAGAUACAUCGUGCGUCGCCUGCGCAAUUGGGUACAACGAAAACCCCAAGGACUUUCGAAGAUGUCUCCAGAGCUACAGGAGCCAUGGAAAGAGUGUCAAGUUCUUUGUCCUCGCAUUAGACGGGACCUCGACUGAGAACCAAGAGAUGAUGGACAUCUUUCACGAGGAGUUCCGUACAAGUGGGAGUAAUGUGUUAUCCUUUCCUGACCCAUUGGGCGUUAUGGUCGAAACAGAGAUGAAACGGCGCAACCAGCCAAAUGACGCUCAAAAUCUUCAGAGGCAGUCUCAACGGGCUCUACGACAUGUCUGCAUGAGAGUAGCAGAGAUGAUAGACCAGCAAGGUGAUCUGGCCACCGCUCAGAGAAGUUCCCCAGAUACUGUCCCGUCCUUGUGUAUCUUGCAACCUCACUCUGGCAUCAAGGAAAUCCGAUUUGCGGCAUGGCUUGUUUCCAAAGUCAUUGCAGAUAAACUCGGAACGCCUUGGAUAUGGUCAACGGACUCAGACACCUCUGUGCUUCCAGAUUGCAUUGAGAUGACUGUUGCCACCUUGGCUGGGGAUGACAAGGCUGGCGCAGCAUCUUCCUCAGUUAUGAUCCGAAGUCAACCAUGUUCUUUACUGAACUUAGUCUACAGGUCCUAUUUCCAAGCUGGUGUGUACACAGCGCGGGCGUUCUGUGCAGCAAAUGGGUCGUCGACAAUUCUGACCGGUCCGAACACCGCAUAUUCUGUCCACGCUUUGGCACAGGCCCUUCUUCCCUGGUACUUGCAGACUUUUCAAGGCGCCAAAGUGUGGGCCAACGAGGAUGCUCAUAUGGCUACAUGUCUGGGUCAAUUUGGUUGGAAGCGACUUUACGUGAGCAACGCCCUGGUCAUGAUUGAAAGUCCACCAUCAUGGACAUCAUGGCUCAUGCAAAUGGUACGAUGGCAACGAGCACACCACAUCGAGCGGAUAUCCUCUCCCGGAUCCAUCUUCACGGACGACGUGUUUGUCUUCCUCUGGCGCUUCAAGGAACUGACCAUCCUUCCACUCUUGUUCAUGGCCAACAUCAAAUUCGCCUUUACCGGACAACCCUUGGUCAGCGGUUAUCCGACGUUGUUCUCUGGAUUUCUGUUCUCUCGUGCCAUACUCGGCUUCUACAACAUUAUGCGUUCUUUCGAAACACAAGUGAACUAUAUACGAUGGCCAUUUGCUGUCAUGGUCUACAUAUUCACCCUUCCAUUUGCAUUUGUUUGGAGUUUCCUAACCAUCUUCGUUGAUUUUUCAUCGGGGAACCCACGGGGCAACCAUCCUACAGAGAUGCAGUAUAUUGCUUUUGGUAUUUGGACGAUCACAACCAGCAUCACCGUCGUUAGAGUUAUCUACCGGGGCGUCCAUGCAUGUCUUUGA